AUGACUGGCGAUGAGGAGCAUGGCGAGCCCCUCCUUGCCGAUGAGCAUGAGGAUCUACAGGUUCUCUCACCCAUCCAGGAACCUGAAGAUCUCAUAAAUCAUGCUCCCCCCAGUUCAACGCCAUUGCCCCCGACAAACCCAAAGCAUUCAAAGCGACAAUCCUCCAUAUCGCAACCAGCCCCCGACGGGCAGCGACGAACCCCUCGGACCACAAACCGUGUGCGAUUCGAUCUCGAUGAAGGGUCAAACAUAGACCUCGACGAGCUGCACUCCAAUGGCCAUCCCCGCAGCCCCGACGAAGACGCGAGAUGGCUAGACGAGGAGGACUACGAGCUUGGCGAGCAUGGGUCUCCCAGAACCAGGCGGAAUGGAGGACAGACGGUGCCGCUCUUGACCGACAUUGAAGCUCCCAGCGUCACUCUCGCCACUUCAGACGACUUUUUCCCGGAGGACCACCUGGAGAACGCCCGUCCGCGGAGCGGGAUGAAAAUGGCGUUUAUGAACAUGGCCAAUAGUAUCAUUGGAGCGGGUAUCAUUGGACAGCCAUAUGCUCUGCGUCAGGCUGGUCUCACAAUGGGCAUUGUGCUUUUGACAGCUUUGACAGUCACGGUGGACUGGACCGUGCGCUUGAUCGUGGUCAAUUCGAAGCUGAGCGGAGCAGACUCGUUCCAAGCAACAAUGCAGCAUUGCUUCGGAAAGGGUGGAUUGAUUGCCAUAUCAAUUGCGCAAUGGGCUUUUGCCUUCGGUGGCAUGGUUGCGUUCUGUAUCAUCGUCGGCGACACGAUUCCUCACAUCUUCGAUACUUUAUUUCCGUCUCUAAGGAAUAUCACCUUCUUGUGGCUCCUUACGGAUCGCCGGGCGGUCAUUGUGCUGUUUGUUCUCGGUGUCUCUUAUCCCUUGUCACUUUACAGAGACAUUGCGAAGUUAGCGAAAGCGUCGGCCCUGGCACUGGUCAGUAUGCUAGUUAUCGUGGUAGCUGUCAUCACUCAAGGGUUUCGAGUCCCCUCCGAAUCACGAGGCGAAGUCAAAAGUCUCCUUUUCGUGAAUUGGGGGGUUUUCCAAGCAGUUGGUGUCAUAUCGUUUGCAUUUGUUUGCCACCACAAUAGCCUACUCAUCUACGGGUCUUUGAAGAAACCUACCCUUGACAGAUUCGCUAUCGUGACCCACUAUUCUACUGGAAUCUCUUUGGCGAUGUGCCUUGCCAUGGGAAUAGCUGGGUUCCUUUCCUUUGGGUCUAAAACUCAAGGCAAUGUUCUCAACAAUUUCCCAUCCAACAAUGUUGUGGUCAAUAUUGCACGAUUCUGCUUCGGGUUAAACAUGCUGACAACCCUCCCUUUGGAGGCAUUUGUCUGCCGCUCGGUUAUGACCACUUACUACUUCCCGGACGAGCCGUUCAACGCGCAUCGACAUCUUAUUUUUACCACCUCCCUCGUGAUGACAUCUGUCGCGCUAGCACUGAUAACGUGCGAUCUUGGCAGCGUGUUUGAGUUGAUUGGCGCAACAAGCGCGGCGUCCCUUGCGUACAUUUUCCCGCCCCUUUGUUAUAUCAAACUCAGCAGUGCUAGCCGAAAGGAAAAGAUCCCAGCAUAUCUAUGCGUCGGGUUUGGCAUCAUUGUUAUGGGUGUCAGUGUCGUCCAGGCUAUUGGGAAGAUGAUUCGGAACGACGGUGAAGGCCACUCAUGUGCUGCACCUUAG
Messenger RNA from Penicillium chermesinum, 1695 nucleotides. RefSeq names its product putative amino acid transporter. Gene Ontology annotation, molecular function: amino acid transmembrane transporter activity. Gene Ontology annotation, biological process: amino acid transmembrane transport. Bases 1 to 1695 code for a protein of 564 amino acids. The transcript is spliced from 6 exons. Gene Ontology annotation, cellular component: endoplasmic reticulum. NCBI's taxonomy places the organism in Eukaryota, Fungi, Ascomycota, Eurotiomycetes, Eurotiales, Aspergillaceae. The record is from RefSeq and is a predicted model, not a curated record.